AUGUCUGAUCGCACUCACCCUACCUCCUUUCAAGCAAGACCUCCUUCACCCUCCUCGCCCGCCGGGUCUCUGAAAGAGAACAUCCGGUUCCCUAUUUCUUCGGACCACAUUCCCCAGACCCCGAUAUCACCUCCGUUGAUGUCGGUGAGCGAACCAAGUCAUGCCGCCAACUUCAUAUCAUCACCGAAUCAGGCGACGGUCCACUCUCCGAACAUCUCCUCCCCUCCGUCCUCUGCGCCAAUGUCUACCCAAGUCUCCCAACAGCCCACAAUGAGCACCACCAAUGCAUUCCCCACUCCCGCCAGCAGUGUCAGUGGACACCCUACUGCGAAUUCGGACGAUGUGGAUCAGGGGAGAAAAUCUUUCAAUAUGGGGAUGCAGGACUCGGCAGAAAACUCGGGAGCAAGUCCCGCUCAGCAAUCAACACAGCACAGACCGACCGACCACGAUCGGCAAUCUUUUCAAACAGACAGCACUGACUUUGCCACCGGGCAAGGUCAACAUUCGACAGACUCCGACGCUAUGGAUAUGAAUAAAGGGUCGACUCGGGCAGACACCCUCAGUCUCGAUCUCGAUUCUCUUCAGAAAGAGCUAACCUCGACUUUUCAUCUUUGCAAGAGAUCUCCGAUCGUUACUGGUCCCGACCCUACAGUGGAUCUCGUCUCUCUCUAUGGGUUAGGCCCGAUCGCACAUUCGGUAGCACGCAUGGAUCCGGUGACAGGGGAGAAGAUCAACCGCUUGAGGAAAUCAUACGAAGGAAAGCUGAAAGGACUGGGACUCUCUGGGCGAAACAAACCCGUCAAGAAGGAGAUCGGUACCCCUGGCAGUCUGAGGUACAUGACUCUAUGGCCUGAAGAGGAAUGGCAGAACCAAAAGGUGCAUGGCAAAGCUAUCAAGGUCUCAGACAUGGAUUCGGCGCUACAAAAUCUCCAAUCGCGAGCCAUGCAAAUGGAACCCGGACCGAUUCCUAACAACGAUUUCUGGGAAGAUAUCUUGGGUCAUGAAAAGGCGGCUAAGAAUCCAGCGCCAGGCGAGCUUGGCAAGAAGGCUCCUCCCGCUCCUGCUGGUCGCUUCUCUUCCCAAUCCUAUGUCCCAUCUCCGCAACCACAGGAAGCAGAUCGGCCACGGCCUAGCAGGGGUCGCAAAAGACAUUAUGAUGACAAUAGCUUUGCCGGCUAUGGCGAAGGGUUUGUGGACGAUGAUGAUGACCCCGGAUUCUACUCGAACGGCGAGGGAACUGGGAAGAAGAAACGCAAGAAGGGUCACGUCGCUAAGGUGUCAACCCCUAUGUCCGAAAGAAGCGCUAGCUACGGGGUAGGCAUGUUCGGCAUUGGGGCCAGAUGA
Penicillium roqueforti is the source of this 1344-nucleotide messenger RNA. RefSeq lists its product as uncharacterized. The record is from RefSeq and is a predicted model, not a curated record. Gene Ontology annotation, cellular component: mediator complex. The coding region runs from base 1 to 1344 and encodes 447 amino acids. Gene Ontology annotation, biological process: regulation of transcription by RNA polymerase II. Gene Ontology annotation, molecular function: transcription coregulator activity. NCBI's taxonomy places the organism in Eukaryota, Fungi, Ascomycota, Eurotiomycetes, Eurotiales, Aspergillaceae. The transcript has 3 exons.